GCCGCCGCCCCAGCCCCAGCCCCAGCCAGCCCGGCGCCGCGCUGCUUCAAUUCUCUCCGUCUUCUCGCCACUGCAGCCUCCUGACACGGCGAUCCGGGCGGGCCCCGCAGCAAUUUUAUCCCCUCACCGGCCUCACACUAGUAUCGCAUGUCCACUAUCCAGAACCUCCAAUCUUUCGACCCCUUUGCUGAUGCAACUAAGGGUGACGACUUACUCCCGGCAGGGACUGAGGAUUACAUUCAUAUAAGAAUCCAGCAACGGAACGGCAGGAAGACACUGACUACAGUUCAGGGCAUUGCAGAUGAUUAUGACAAAAAGAAACUUGUGAAAGCUUUCAAAAAGAAAUUUGCCUGUAAUGGUACUGUGAUUGAACAUCCUGAAUACGGGGAGGUUAUUCAACUUCAAGGUGACCAAAGAAAAAACAUUUGCCAGUUUCUCUUGGAGGUUGGCAUUGUCAAGGAGGAGCAGCUUAAGGUUCAUGGAUUCUAAAAUGAACCUAAAUACUUGGAGAAUUUCUUGAAUGAUUUUGUUCUCUAAAACCAGUGUGGCUGCCUUGUGAAAUGAUUCUCUGCAGUAAAUGGACUUUUCAUGUA
Marmota monax (woodchuck) is the source of this 593-nucleotide messenger RNA. RefSeq names its product eukaryotic translation initiation factor 1B (gene Eif1b). Gene Ontology annotation, molecular function: ribosomal small subunit binding; RNA binding; translation initiation factor activity. The transcript is spliced from 4 exons. Lineage: Eukaryota; Metazoa; Chordata; Mammalia; Rodentia; Sciuridae. The coding region runs from base 148 to 489 and encodes 113 amino acids. Gene Ontology annotation, biological process: translational initiation. The record is from RefSeq and is a predicted model, not a curated record. Gene Ontology annotation, cellular component: eukaryotic 43S preinitiation complex.